CAAAUUUGUACAAGCGCAAUGGCAUUUUUGGGCUUUUUCCGGCCACUUACUAUAUUUAUAUUAAUAAAGUUGGCCCAGGUGAUGGCAAGCUGUGACCUCGACACAAAGUUGGCCAACGGCAAAGUUACUGAAACAGCCAGUUGGUUCGGGGGCGACAACAUCGAGUUCGAGUGCACUCGGGGAUAUAGCUUGCAGGGCAAAAGGUGGCACCUCGGCAGCGGAAAAAUUCUGAAGAGAUACUGCGCCAAGGCGGGAUGCGAAGACUUUGAAAAACCGGAGAACGGAGUGAUAUCCACCGCCCCAGGAGGCUUGAAGGCGGUCAUCACUUGCGAUGCGAAUUUUGCGCUCAGCGGAAAUCCCCUGACAUACUGCAACGGAUCGCAGUGGCUCCUUCCGUUGGGAACCUGCCAGGCGCAAGAUCUUGCGGGUGACUAUUCCUGCGACUUCGAGAGGGAGGACCUGUGCGGCUGGAAGGCCAGCAAAGCCAUACCACAGCCAUGGCAGCGGAUCAGGGCUGCAGCCGAUUUGCAAAAGAAGAACUGCCUCCGCCAGGAUCACACCUUCCAGAGCGACGUCCAAGGACACUUCAUCCGCCUGCAAUCGCAGGUGCAUGCCUUCAGGACCUACCACUUCAUGUCGCCGAUCCUCCCCAGGAACCUCACUGCGGGCAACUCCUUACGCUUUCAGUUCCAACUAUUUAUGUUCGGGACGGGAGUGAAGAGCCUGACGGUCUCCGUGAAGCCAGGUUCAAUGCCAGCCGAAGAUAUGUGGAAGACUUUCAGGGGGAACUCCACCAAACUCGUUGUGUCCGGCAAUCAGGGUGCGCGGUGGCAAAGCCAUUCAGUCCACAUCGAUGAGAUGGAUACCGAUUUCCAGGUGGUCUUCACUUUCGCGGAUCCCAGUUCUCUAAACGGGAGCAUUGGCAUCGACGAUGUGGACUUUAUCAACGGAAGACUUUGAUUCUUUAGUAUCCAUAUGGUAUCAGUUUAAGACAGACACUUGGAUGACUGCCUUAAAAAAAUGGCUUAAUAUUCGUAGAUUUCUUUUUUUAAUUUGAGGGAACAAAACUUUUUGGUGACGAAUAAAACAAAAGUUUGCCACGGAUAAACAAAAUAUAUUUAUGUACAUUGCUCAUUGCCCUAAUCUGCCAAUCUGCACUUCCGGCAGCGAACUUGUUUCAAAAGUUAUACUCAUAGAAUUCAAAAAACCUCACGUCAGUCCUUAUUUAACUUUUAAAUAACGUACAAUCCGCCAUGGUUCUCGCAGCUUAUUCAUUUUUCUGGGCUCUGGCUGCGUUUUUUAUUAAUCACUUUGGAAAAACAAGCCAAUACUGUUUAGAACCCGUAACUUUGGUAAAUGGAACGAUGGUGAUAGCUAAAGGUUCCCCGGCAUUCGAGUGCAAAGACGGAUACACCCUUUUAGGAAGGAAAUUUUCAUCUGACGAUUGCC
This is a messenger RNA of Drosophila biarmipes, 1449 nucleotides long. RefSeq names its product MAM and LDL-receptor class A domain-containing protein 1-like. Gene Ontology annotation, biological process: nervous system development. Lineage: Eukaryota; Metazoa; Arthropoda; Insecta; Diptera; Drosophilidae. The record is from RefSeq and is a predicted model, not a curated record. The coding region runs from base 19 to 960 and encodes 313 amino acids. The transcript has 3 exons. Gene Ontology annotation, cellular component: membrane.